UCUACUUCUAGUACUUGUUUUCUGCUACUUUCCACUGCUUCCUACUCUCUCAUCUUCUUCCUUUUGGACGACGAAGAGUGAUCAUUAAGAUGAUCGAGACUUCAAGGGUGUAGUGGUAGAGGGCACCCAGAAUUUAGAGGACCCCAUGGCUUGCCGCUUCAGCUGUGAUUUGCAGUUUUGCUGACAUAAAAAAAGUUGAACACUGUAUCAGAUGGGAGGAGCAUGUUCUAGGAAGCGUGACCAGCAGGUCAAUGAUGAAAGUAUACAUAGAGGAGUUUCUGGACGAUAUUCCAAAAGUGCAAGUUCAAAAUGGUUGGGAACAUCAUUUUCUAGAGGAGCAGAUGCUAAACAGAGAAAUGGAAAAUACCCAUCUCUCAUGGAAUUGUGUAUUCGUAAAAUCUGUGAAGACAUUGAUAAAUACAAUACCUUCUCUGUAUUGCCUAGGGACAUAAGUCAGCAGAUCUUUGAUGAAUUGGUUGGCACACAGCGUCUUACCGAUGUCUCUCUUGAAGCUUUUAGAGAUUGUGCUCUUCAGGAUCUUGAUAUGGGAGAAUAUCCUGGUCUAAACGACCAGUGGAUGGAUGUCAUCUCUUCACAGGGUCCAUCUCUACUUUCCCUAGAUGUGUCCGCAUCUGAUGUCACAGAUUCUGGACUGACUAAUCUCAAAGAUUGCAAAAAUCUGCAAGCACUAAAUCUUAAUUAUUGUGACCAGAUUACGGACCGUGGAGUGGAAAAUAUAAGUGGUCUAUCAAACUUGACUACUCUGAGUUUUAGGAGAAACAAUAUACUUACUGCUCAAGGGAUGAGUGCGUUGGCUGAGUUAAUUAACUUGCUGAAGUUAGAUUUGGAGAGGUGCCCAAAAAUUCACGGCGGUAUGGUUCAUCUUAAAGGUCUAACCAGGCUUGAAUCUCUUAAUAUCAAUUGCUGCAACUGCAUCACAGAUUCGGAUAUGAAGCCUCUUGCGGGCCUGACAAAUCUUAAAGUGUUGCAAAUUUCAUCCAGUAAGGUCACAGAUUAUGGUGUUACUUUUCUGAAAGCUCUAGAAAAGCUUACCCUGUUGAAUAUGGAGGGUUGUCCUGUCACUGCAGCGUGCCUGGAGUCUCUUUCAGCUCUUCAUGCUCUGCUAUAUUUAAACCUGAGCAGAUGUUGUUUGACUGAUGAUGGGUGUGAGAAGUUUUCGAGUUUGCAGAGUUUGAAAGUGCUGAAUUUGGGAUUCAACGAGAUCACAGAUGCCAUUCUUGUGCACCUGAAAGGUUUCACAAACUUGGAGAGCUUAAACCUGGAUUCAUGUAGGAUUAAGGAUGAAGGGCUGAUUAAUUUGUCAGGUCUUCAUCGCCUGAAGAGUUUGGAGUUAUCUGACACUGAAGUUGGAAACAAUGGGAUCCGUCAUCUCUCAGGAUUGAGGAAUCUAGACAGCUUAAAUCUGUCCUUCACUGUUGUCACUGACAGUGGUCUAAGGAAGCUUUGUGGUCUGUCCUCUUUGAGGUCACUCAAUCUGGACGCACGCCAAAUAACUGAUACCGGACUUGCAGCACUUACGAGCUUGACUGGGCUAACUCACUUGGACCUCUUUGGAGCUAGGAUCACUGAUUCUGGAACAAGCUAUCUUCGACAUUUUAAGAAUCUGCGUUCUCUGGAAAUCUGUGGUGGAGGUUUAACCGAUGCUGGUGUAAAGAACAUCAAGGACCUGACGUCCUUGACAUUGCUAAAUCUUUCUCAAAACAGUCACCUCACGGAUAAGAGCUUGGAAGCGAUUUCUGGGUUGACGCAGCUGGUGUCUCUGAAUGUUUCAAAUUCCCGCAUAACAAGUGCAGGGUUGCAACAUCUGAAGCAACUCAAGAACUUGAAAUCACUUACCUUGGAAUCCUGCAAAGUGACUGCAAAUGACAUCAAGAAACUGCAGUCGACUGAGCUCCCAAAUCUGGUGAACUACAGGCCGGAAUAGAUGGUGCAAGGAUACUUUCUGAGAUCACCUGGUCAGUGCUGGAGAAGUGUUGUACAUAGAUCAGCAAUAAAAUGUGUUAUUUGUUGAACUGUAAAUAAUCCGUCUGCUGAAGAUUUGGUUAGAUCUCAUUCUUCAGUGUGUCUUGGUCUUUUCAUAGUGCCACAGCAUGAAGCUUUCUUUCAUAUUGUGUAUGAAGGAAAAUGUACAUAAGCUUCCUUGGCACUGGAUGGAGGUAAAUAGGUUUUGUAAAUAUUUGUUGUCAAACUGUUAAGAAACAGUGAUGCGCUUCUGAAUUGGCGUGCUGCUGUCGAGGUUCUUUUGUCGGUUCUGGUCCAUCUGGCUUUAGUAUGCUUUCUGACUAAGGUUCAGAUGUGGAAAUGAAUGAUUAUUCUCCUUGGCAAGUUCUCGAUGCCAUGAAAUGCUUGGCUUUUGUACCAUUUCUAUUCCCAGUGAACUCUUGCCUAAGGAACUGUCUACGAGUAUUCUGUGGUCAUUAUGUCGUGUGAUUCUCAAUUCAGUCCUUGGUUGUGUAUUAAGGCCUUUAUGUUGGGUCUCGACAUCAUUUUGGGUGCUAUAUUCUAAGCAAAUGUUGUAUUUUUGUGCAA
Messenger RNA from Nicotiana tabacum (common tobacco), 2550 nucleotides. RefSeq lists its product as uncharacterized. Gene Ontology annotation, molecular function: protein binding. The record is from RefSeq and is a predicted model, not a curated record. Gene Ontology annotation, biological process: SCF-dependent proteasomal ubiquitin-dependent protein catabolic process. Lineage: Eukaryota; Viridiplantae; Streptophyta; Magnoliopsida; Solanales; Solanaceae. Gene Ontology annotation, cellular component: SCF ubiquitin ligase complex.